CAGAGUCAACAUCCGGCGACGCAGAGAUGCGCACGUUUCUUCGGCGCUUGCCGAGGGAAGAAGGACGCCGCGAUCGCGAUUUCGGGACAUGAAAGAGUGAGAUGAAUGCUCGCGACACGAGGACGUGGGUCUGAGGAGCGCUGGGUUUCCGGGCACGUACACUUCGCGAGGGCGAUUCGAAAUCGGUUGUCUACUACCUUGUUGGUGCCCUCGUCCGCGCUGUUGUGUCGUUGACGCGCCCGAGAUCGUCGUAGUACGAGAGAAGACGAGGAAGCACUGGUCGCUCGCGGUUCUCGUCCCCGUCGUCGCCGUCAGGACGUCGCGCCGGUGCGUUGUUGUUGCUUCGUGCCGCGAGACCAUCGGCGGGUUAGCCGUUCUCUCUCUCUCUCUCUCUUUCUCGCGUUGCUCGUCGUGCGCCGCCCGUCCUCUCCCGCGCUCGACGACGAUAAUAACAAGACAGCAGCCGAGCCGUACAUCACGCGUCUCCCGGUACGUAGCCGGGCGGCCGUCGCAGCCUCGUUGCGAGGGGAGAUCCUGCGCCGUUGAGCCCGCGAGGGGAUCGCCGGAAUAGUCUCGCGGCGGGCCGGUCUCUUUCCCCGCCGCUCUCCCCCUCCGCUUCACUUCCCUCCGUCGACCCGGCGAAGCUAGAGUCGUCGCGCGCCGACGGCAAACACGGCGUGGACACACCGAGGAACACGAGAGCCAUGUCAUCAGGAGCAGGAUCCAGUGGAACUGGACGAGGACGCGGUUCUUCCUUGGCAGACAAUAAGCCGGAAAGUAAAGAGGCCAAGCCAAAUCCAAAGAUGUCGAAAGCUUUAGGGACCUCCGCUAAAAGGAUACAAAAAGAACUGGCGGAAAUUACACUAGAUCCACCACCGAAUUGCAGUGCCGGACCGAAAGGUGAUAACCUGUAUGAGUGGGUCUCUACUAUAUUGGGUCCACCGGGUUCAGUUUACGAAGGUGGUGUGUUCUUUCUUGAUAUCCAUUUUUCGCCGGAAUAUCCCUUUAAACCUCCUAAGGUUACAUUCCGAACACGUAUCUACCAUUGCAAUAUAAAUAGUCAAGGAGUUAUCUGCCUGGACAUAUUGAAGGAUAAUUGGUCUCCCGCACUUACGAUCUCAAAAGUUUUACUGUCAAUAUGUUCCCUCUUAACAGACUGUAAUCCAGCUGAUCCACUGGUAGGCAGUAUAGCGACGCAAUAUCUACAAAAUAGAGAAGAACACGAUCGCAUAGCACGGCUUUGGACCAAACGCUAUGCCACAUGAGCAUGUUCUUAUCUUCGUAUUAAACUCCUAUUAGUCUCAUGCCAAGUUAACGAUCCGCUGCUGCUCUCAUACAAUUUGUCUCAUAUACAUAGCCUGUAUACAUCUCUAUCUAUGAUCGCCGUUGGUCGGAUAAAACGAAAAAAAAAGAGAGAGAGAGAGAGAGAGAGAAAAGAAAAGAAAUACAAGUGAGCACACAAAGACCGUUUGAGAUCAGCUCAGACAACAAUGAUUGUGAUGUGCUUUUAUGUUGAGUAUGUAACUGUGCCUAAGACGAAUGAAUGUGCGUGCAAGUGUGUUCAAAACAGUGCGUUAGGGCAUGGGCGAGAGACCAGGAGUUUUUUUCACUUAAAAGUUACGAUGAGAUAGUAUUUAAAUGGAUCGUAUUGUGUAUCAACAAUACUACCCGACGCUGCUAAUAAUGUUUCUAGAAUAGAUGGUAACAUGAACAAUAUUGAUAAUCUAAAUUGUAAGUAACUGAUAGGUAUACGUAGCCGUUAAGAUAAUGAACAUAGCGGCCCGUUUCUCCAUAAUCGAACUCCCAUAUUUUUGUAUUGAAUUGUCUUAAAUUUAAAUUAUUAUGUUUCAUACACACACGGUGUCUCGUGCCCGAGCUGUAGACUAGCGACGUGUAACUAUAAUUUAACUUGAUACAAAACUACCGCUACUACUUUUUUGUGUUCAUGAUACGAUUGUGGGAAAAAAAAAGGGGGGGAUCUUCACUGCGUGGAUACUCGAUAUUUGCGCCGGCGGACGCAAUCUGACUGUUUGGGCCCAUCUUCGGGAAAAAAAAAUAUAUUGUAAUUGUAAAUAAAUAUUAUUUCCUGUACAUUCAUGCUGGUGAAACAUUCGAGAAACUUGUAACUUUAACCUGAAUUUAUAUUCUGUCUACAUACAUAUAUAUAUAUAUAUAUAUAUAUGUAUAUAUAUAUAUAUUUGUGUGUGUAUGUGUGUGUGCGCGUGUGUGUGUGUGUAUGUAUAAAUUGAAACGUCACCAGGGCGAUUGCACCAAUAGAGCCCUGACUCACAUUGAUUCUGAUUAGCGAAUUCCUCUUUAUCCCAUUUUAGAUCGUAUAUAUAUAUUAGUUCUAGUUUAUGAUGUAGAUAGCGAAAGAAGAAAAAAGGAAAUAUCAUGAAAACGGCUGACGCGCUGAGCGAUGUUGGUGCAAUCUACGCGUUCUCUCAGACUUUCCGCAUUAUUUAAUUGUACCUUAGAGGAUAUACUUACAUAUCAGUUUCGUUGCAUAUUCGAGACUCAAAAAGCGUACUGAAUACCUUCAUUGUCUUUCUUCAUCGGUCGGACGGUGCAUCGGAUGUCUUGAGUGAUUCUUCCGUGGUUCUUUUAUAUGUCGCGUGACAGUUACGAGCAAGGUGAACGAAAUCACUUUGUACAUAUCUCUGUUUUAAAACGUAGGUAGUCGCUUAAAAAGAUAUCGGCUAAGUGUAAUUAUAGUUUAUAUGAAAAUAGCGAAGCGCGGCUAUGGUGAAAAGUUUGCUUGACGACCAUCGAUAUUGUACAGUUUAUUGUGUAAAGAGUGUAAGGCACUGCUUUACAUCUUUUUCUUUCGUCCUGAAAAAUUCGCGAGGUGUAAAUAUCGCGUCGAAUGCACGCGCAAGAACGCACGGCUCGCGUAAGUUCCUACAACUGGAGAAAAUUUCCAUAUCCCCGGGCUCUUCGUUCCNCCCCCCCCCUUUGUUCUUAUAACAUAUUUAGUCGGCAAAAUCAUUGGCUCUUCGUUGGUUCCGCGAAUCGGUAUGCAGAUUUCAAACUUUUUACGGCUCCAGGCGGUAGUUAUGUGUGAUUAAUAAACUCCUCUGUGUGUCUCUCGAGAUUGUAAAUAGAUCAUUAUACAUAAAUGCAUAUACAUGAUGUGCCCAUGAUGUGCAUCCGAAAAAAUUACCAGAACAUUAAGGAAACAUAAUGGAUCUCGUUAUUUCUAAAUGUCGUGUAUACAUUAGGUAAACAUAGUCACGCCGAAAACGGGAGUACGCUCUAUCGGGCCCGGUCGUAAGAUCGCGGGGCACAUUGCGCUCUCUUGUAAAAAAAAAAGAAAAAAAAAAGAGAAAAAAGGAUGUGAAAAGAGAAAAAGCCGUUUGUCACGUUUGUCCACUCUCGGUUCGGAUGAUCCAAAAUUGCAGUAUGCACGCCGGACUGUGUGUGUCACACACACACACACAUACACAAAAGUUGAUCCGUGAACGCUCUUUAAUUCGCGUGUACAAAGAAAAUGUGUACGUCGAAAACGAGACAAGUGUAUAAGAAGGUCGAUCUUAUAUAUUGAUAAAUAACGAUCUUUUAAUUAAAUGAUAUAACAAAUGAAAUAUACAAUUUAUUAUACGCUAA
This is a messenger RNA of Dinoponera quadriceps, 3606 nucleotides long. It is a transcript of the gene Ubc2, whose product is annotated as ubiquitin-conjugating enzyme E2-24 kDa. Gene Ontology annotation, biological process: protein polyubiquitination. Gene Ontology annotation, cellular component: nucleus. Lineage: Eukaryota; Metazoa; Arthropoda; Insecta; Hymenoptera; Formicidae. The coding region runs from base 705 to 1265 and encodes 186 amino acids. The transcript is spliced from 6 exons. The record is from RefSeq and is a predicted model, not a curated record. Gene Ontology annotation, molecular function: ubiquitin conjugating enzyme activity.